AGCGUGCGUCAUCGAAUGUGAAGAAGGUCAAUCAAAGCAAACUCAACAUCAAUCAACAUCUCAAUCACCAUCAAAAUAUCAACAUAUAAUCUUCAUCUCCGUUUAUCACGCUUACAAUGAAUGAAAUUGGAAUCGAAAUCAGAAAAGAGGAUCCUACCUUUAGUGCAGUCAUUGAUGAAAAAGCUGCUCUAGCUGCUCAGAUAAACUCUGAAGAAGACAUUUAUAUUAAAUUCAAAAAACUACAACAACAUCUUGAAUUUCUAGAACUUCAAGAAGAGUAUAUUAAAGAUGAACAAAAGAAUUUAAAACGUGAAUUAUUAAGAGCACAAGAAGAAGUCAAACGAAUUCAAUCAGUUCCAUUAGUAAUCGGUCAAUUUUUAGAACCAAUAGAUCAAUUCACUGGAAUCGUUGGUUCUACUACUGGCUCAAACUAUGUAGUUAGGAUUUUAUCUACGAUUGAUCGUGAAUUAUUGAAACCUUCAAGUUCGGUAGCACUUCAUCGACAUUCGAAUUCUUUGGUCGAUGUUCUUCCUCCUGAAGCUGAUAGUAGUAUCAGCAUGCUUACGGCUGAUGAAAAGCCAGAUGUAACAUACAAUGAUAUCGGCGGGAUGGAUAUCCAAAAGCAGGAAAUCCGAGAAGCAGUAGAACUACCACUCACUCAUUUUGACCUCUACAAACAAAUCGGAAUAGAUCCACCACGAGGAGUGUUACUAUACGGACCACCAGGAACCGGUAAAACGAUGUUAGUCAAAGCAGUAGCGAAUUCAACCACAGCUUCUUUUAUCAGAGUAGUAGGAUCGGAAUUUGUUCAAAAAUAUUUAGGUGAAGGUCCUAGAAUGGUUCGAGAUGUCUUUAGACUUGCAAGAGAAAACUCACCGGCUAUUAUUUUUAUUGAUGAGGUUGAUGCGAUUGCGACUAAACGAUUUGAUGCUCAAACUGGUGCUGAUAGAGAAGUUCAAAGAAUCUUACUUGAGUUGUUGAACCAGAUGGAUGGAUUUGAUCAAGGUAGUAACGUCAAAGUUAUCAUGGCUACCAAUCGAGCUGAUACACUUGAUCCAGCACUUUUAAGACCUGGACGAUUAGAUAGAAAAAUUGAAUUUCCAUUACCAUCCAGAAGAGAAAAACGAUUAAUUUUUCAAACUUUAGCAGGAAAGAUGUCACUUGGAAACGAUGUAGAUUUAGAAGAUUAUGUUCAAAGACCAGAUAAACUUUCAUCAGCACAAAUUUCACAAAUUUGUCAAGGUGCUGGAUUACAAGCUGUACGAAAGAAUCGGUAUGUAAUCUUACCUUCAGAUUUUGAAGAAUCAUGGAAAUCAGUUGUAAAGAAAGGAGAAGAUACACAUGCAUUUUAUAGAUAGAAUUAUUUCAUUUUUCCUGAAGAUGGUUUUAAAUUGUGUUAAGGGACAGAGAGGGAUAAUUGUUUGUAUUGAAUCUAUUUUUUUGAGACUGUG
Molecule: messenger RNA, 1451 nt
Organism: Melampsora larici-populina 98AG31
Lineage: Eukaryota; Fungi; Basidiomycota; Pucciniomycetes; Pucciniales; Melampsoraceae
Product: ATP-dependent 26S proteasome regulatory subunit
Exons: 6
Coding region: 117-1358 (413 amino acids)
Biological process (GO): proteasome-mediated ubiquitin-dependent protein catabolic process
Cellular component (GO): proteasome regulatory particle, base subcomplex
Molecular function (GO): ATP binding; proteasome-activating activity; ATP hydrolysis activity
Source: RefSeq, a predicted model, not a curated record